AUGGCGAGCCAAGAGAGAAGCGUCCUGGUCGUGUAUGGGUCGGAAACGGGCAAUGCCCAGGAUAUAGCCGAAGAGCUUGGCCGGCUGUGCCAGAGGCUCCAUUUCGAGAGCCAUGUCAGUGAGCUCGAUGCUACAGAUCUUAAUGCGCUGUUGCAGCACCAGCUCGUCAUUUUUGUCAUCUCGACAACCGGCCAGGGUGACAUGCCUCACAACUCACUGCUCUUUUGGAAAAAGCUUCUGCGGAAGAAGCUGCCGCCAAACUGCUUGAGUCGGCUAAAGUACACUUGCUUCGGUCUUGGCGACAGCACGUAUCUCAAGUUCAAUUGGGCUGCGCGAAAGCUUGUGCGCAGACUAGACCAACUCGGUGCUGCCACUUUCAUUGACGCAUAUGAAGCAGACGAACAGUUUCCAGAUGGCAUCGAUGGCAGUUUUGUGAGGUGGGCUGAGGACCUGAAAAAGCACCUCUUGGAGCAUUAUCCGCCUCCAUCAGGCUUGGAGCCCAUCCCCGACGACACCAUUCUCCCUCCCCGCUGGUCUCUGGCUCCGGCUCUUGAUGCGCUUUCAGAGAAGAUCCAGGAGGUCAAUAUAUCUUCUCUUUCACUAGACCAGACAAAUGCCACACCCACCGAGCCCAAGCUGCCGCCUCCAGGUCUCUUGCCGAUUCCAGCCGGAUGGACAGCAACCUUGACAAAGAACGAAAGAUUGACGCCGCAGGAACACUGGCAGGAUGUCCGCCUCGCGUCAUUCGACAUACCCGCUCACCCAUCUGGCGAGAGAGUUCGAUGCGUACCUGGAGACUGCCUCACGCUGUACCCAAAGAACUUCCCUCACGAUGUUCAGAAGUUGAUUAAUCUCAUGGAGUGGAACGACCUCGCUGACCGGCCGCUUGAUCUGUCCGCCUGCCCAUCUCUUCCGCACAACCUUUACGCUCCGGCAUCGUGUACGCUCCGUGACCUGCUCCUCAACAACAUUGACAUAACCGCCAUUCCGCGCCGCUCCUUUUUGAAGAACAUGUCCUACUUUUCGUCCGACGAGUAUCACCGGGAGCGGCUGCUUGAAUUCAACAUGCCCGAAUACAUGGACGAGUACUUUGACUACGCCACCCGCUCCCGCCGCAGCAUCAUUGAGGUCCUUGACGAAUUCACCUCAGUCAGGAUCCCAGCAGAGCGCCUCUUGGACGUCUUCCCGCUCAUCCGCGGCCGCGACUUCAGCAUCGCCAACGGAGGCACAUCCGCAAUCCACCCCUCAAAGGACGGCGCCACCAGAGUCGACCUUUUGGUCGCCAUGGUAAAAUAUCGCACCAUCCUCCGCAAACCCCGAGAGGGACUCUGCUCCCGCUACCUCGCCAGCCUCCUCCCCGGCGCAACCCUCCGCGUCUCCUACAAGGCAGUCCUCUCGCCCAUCCACGGCGCCGCCAACGCACAGAGACCGCUCAUCGCCAUGGCCACGGGCACCGGCGUCGCUCCCGUGCGAUGUCUCGUCCACGAACGCCUCACGCAUUCAUCCCCAGCACCAAUGAUCAUCUUCUUCGGCAAUCGAAACCGCGCGGCCGACUACUUCUUUGAAGACGAAUGGCGUGCGCUCGCGGAAGACGCCACCAAGAAAAACUCCCAGCUGCUUGUCUUUACCGCCUUUUCGAGAGACCAGCGCGAGAAGGUUUACGUGCAGGAUCUGGUUCGUCGGGAAGCGCCCAGGCUAGAAGAGCUGAUUCCUCAGAAGGCCAUUUUCGCCAUCUGCGGGGGCUCCACGAGGAUGGCUGAUGCGUGCAAACGCGCCGUCUUCGACCCAUUUACCGAAAAUGGGGACGAGGAGGCUCGCAAGGAGAUGCUAGGAGCCAUCACAUGGUGGCAGGAAAUCUGGUAA
Molecule: messenger RNA, 1863 nt
Organism: Trichoderma aggressivum f. europaeum
Lineage: Eukaryota; Fungi; Ascomycota; Sordariomycetes; Hypocreales; Hypocreaceae
Exons: 4
Coding region: 1-1863 (620 amino acids)
Cellular component (GO): cytosol
Molecular function (GO): NADPH-hemoprotein reductase activity; flavin adenine dinucleotide binding; FMN binding
Source: RefSeq, a predicted model, not a curated record